This is a messenger RNA of Paramecium sonneborni, 1873 nucleotides long. Lineage: Eukaryota; Ciliophora; Oligohymenophorea; Peniculida; Parameciidae. The record is from the annotation of a GenBank genome assembly.
AUUUGAUUGAUUUGGAAAUACACACAUUAUUAAGGUAAUUUAUUUUGUUUGUUUGUUAUGAACUAAAGUGAAUAACUAAAUAUAAAUGAUGAUGAUUUAGUUACAUCAUCAGAAGAUGAAGAAUAAAUCUCAAAGAUAAUUGAACACGCUCCUACAGGUCGUUUCUGCAAAGUAUUUUAUUAUCAUAAAUGUUUUAGUAUAAUGAAGAGAUUGGUAAAGGUGCAUACAAAAAUGUUUAUAGAGGUUAUGAUAAUGAAAGUGGAUGUGAAGUUGCAUGGAAUGUAUUUUAGUUAAUGAAUGUCUCUGAAAGUAUAAAUUAUAACUAAUAAGACGAGAGAAGAAGAGCUAAAUAAGAAAUUGCAAUUUUGAAAAGCCUUCAACAUAAAAAUAUUAUUAGAUUUGUACAUUCAUGGUAGAGUAAAUCAAAGAAAGAGUUAGUUUUUAUAACUGAGAUUGUAAAUGGAGGUUCUUUGAAAAGGUAAUCUUUUAUUGUUAUUAUAUAAAAAGUUAUAUUCGCAGAAUUACUAAGCCUAAAUUAAAAGUAAUACGUUGUUGGUGUAAACAAAUUCUUGAAGGAAUAGAAUUCAUGCAUUCUCAAAAUAUUAUUCAUAGGGAUUUGAAAUGUGAAAACAUCUUUAUUGAUACUAACAAUAAUGAAUUAAAAAUUGGAGAUCUGGGAUUGUCUAUUUAGUAAAUACACUUUAUUAAAUAAGAGAAUGUAAUCUCAGAAUACAAGUUCCGUUUUAGGUACUCCAGAAUUUAUGGCUCCUGAAAUAUAUAAUGGUAAUUAUAAUACAAAGGUGGAUAUUUAUGCAUUUGGAUUGUGUAUUUUAGAAAUGGUAACUGGUUUAAAACCUUUUAGUGAAUGUAAAGGAGGCACAGGAUAAAUCAUUAAAAAAAUUAUGGAAUCCUAAAAACCUUAAAGCAUAGAUGCUAUUCAAAAUGAAAAAAUUAAAAUGAUAAUUCUAGAGUAAUUAUAUUAAAUCAUUUAUAGAUGUCUCAAACCAUCAGAAGAGAGACCUACAGCUACUUAAUUAUUGAAUUAAUACUUUCUAUCUACUUUUUUUGUGAUGAAGACAAUUUAUCUGUUUCAAUUAAUGAGUCUAUGCUUAUUCAAAUUACAAAUGAUAGCAAAAGUACUGUUUAAUUAAUACUUAGAUUCCUCUGUUUUAAAAUAUAUUCCUUCUAAAAAUGUUAGUGAAUAGAAAGGAACUAAUAACAAAGUUUUAAUUAACAAUCCAUCUAAUAAAACAUCUAAUAAAAUUAAUUCCAACAAUAUUUUACAAGAAAUUAAUCCUAAUUCAAUAAAGUAAAGUGAGAUUAAAUUCAAUAAAUUAAGUAUCGAUACUAAUGAUGAUUAAUCUCUCGAACUUUAAUUUAAUAAAUAUUAUAGAGAAUAUUAUGUAAAAAUAUGUUUAUCUUUUUAUUUAGUUAACUUAAAAUGAUGAAACUUUAAUAGAUCUUGAAUAAAGAUAAGAAAAAGAAAUUCAAUUACUCUUAAUUAUUCAUAAAUAAUAAAAAACUGAACUCUAAAAUAAAUAAUCUUUAGUCUACAGACCUCCUGUAAUUCCAAGUGGAUCUGGAUUUUUAUCUCCAAAAUCAUUUUUUACAUUAUUCGAAUUCAAUAAUAAUGAUUAAAAACAAAUAUAAUAAUAAUCUUAUUUUUAACCAUCCUAAAUUUGCAAAAAAACAGAUACAUUUAGUUAAGAUGAUGAUGGGCUCAAAAAAAAUGAAUUUCAAAAUUUUAAUAUUAAUUCUAAUCAAUUGGUACUAUAUACAGCUAUUAUAAUAGCAAUCAUUAUGUAAAUUUAAUACAGAUGUUGCAUUAUAAUGGAAGACAGAAACUAUUAGUAGUAGAAUUAUUUAAAGUUGA